UGUCGACGGUCGAGAUAGUACCGGGUCGCGGUCUGUUUUUCCCCGCAUAUAUAAUCUACUAACAAGCAGUUCGACUUGUGUCUCGCAGUGCUCACCGCUGAUAAACGAAUUUUUUUCACCCUGUUCCGUUUGAUGGAUCACCCCGUCUCCUGCCAACUACUACUACUACAAGGCACGACUCUCCUAGAAUAUUUACUGAUUUUCUCUUUCUCGCGAGUCGGUGUUGAGAAUGGUGAUACUCCUUCCCAGACGAACUGAAUCAAAAAUUAAUCUGAAUGUGAACUUAUCCACAUCUCCAUGUGAAAGGUAAUAAAAGCGGUGUUUUUAAAGUGGUGCUGCGUGGAGUGGUAGGCGUUCGAGAAACUGCGAAAUGAUAUUUGUGAAAAGAGAGUUAUGGCAAACAUGAACUGUUGCCAGUUGGCGAACUGAAAUUUGGGAAAAAAAAAAAAAAAAAAAUGGGAUUUCUAUAAAUUAGAAUUGUGGCCAAUGGGCAAACAGCAUUAUUGAGAGAAAUGGAGUUAUAAUUUUGAACUGUUGAUCACAAAGUCGAAUUUUUUUUAAAUCAAAAAUAUAGUUGUUUUCGCUUGUUAAAAAUAAACAGCAUGAAUUGUGUGAUAAAGAACUGAAACCGCGAAAAAAAAGAUUUAAGCAGAGAAUUUUGGAUAAUAAGAAUUUCAGGAAUCUUGAAAAGGAAAAGGGGGAAUUGACAAAUACUGCAGGUGUGGUCGGAUUGGAUGUUUUCCCCCUUUGGUUCGUCCCCCUUUCUGCCAUUCGCUCCUCCCAUGGAACCCCCUACCGUUGUCAUUCUUUGACAGACACGUGAUCGGAUUGGAUAACAGUAAACUACACAGUUGUGAAAGUGUCAGUGUGUGCUGCAAUCCUUCGCUGAAAGCAGCUUCACGUUCUCUUUGCUUUGCAUCGUAAGUAGUCUUACUACAUACUUAGAAAUGCAUAGUGAUACUGUGCCUUUUCAUACAGUUUACAAACUUAUAGUGCAAAUAUCUUGUACGUUGCUGCUCAUAUGAAGAAACUUUGCAUUUUAAUCAUACCUUUGGAUACAACUCCGUUAGUACGUUUUGGAGAUUAGAUCCUCGCAUGUUGAUAACUGUGAUUUACAUCAAGUGAAAAACUGCGACAAAUGCGCAAAAAUAACAAAUUAUUAAAAAUGAUUCAUGAUUUAAGGUGCUAUUUUCCGUCUAAUUGUCAGCAAUGAAACCUACGAGCAGAGUCGUUUUGCCAAUCACAAUGGACUUCAGACAUCCGAGAAUGGAUCCCAAGCUCGCCGUGCCUGUUUCCUUCGUAGCUGGUAUUCUGAUAGGCAUACCCAUUACGUAUUGUCUCUUGUUUCUCCCUAUCCUCUCCCAGGAAAAGGAAUGCUAUGUUGCUAGAACGAAUCACGAAUUUGGGCCUUUAGUUAUUCAAAGAAGCCGUUUUAAUGUAUCCUUACAAAGCGAUAUCGCCGCGGCCACCGAUGAUGGAGAAGGACACGUGCGAAUCUCCGUCAUGCCUGUGCCUGUUCCCCGGGGCGAUCCGGCCAGGACUCGUUCUGCCUUCUCCCUUUUGGGACUCCCUGCCGCGUUCAAACCGUCCAGGACGAAGCAGCGUGAAAAUGCCGAUGUGGUGUUUUUGAAUAAUGGAGCUGAUGAUCUCGAAGAAGCAAAUCCAGAAAGUGUAUUGCUAAAGUUGUCAUCAAACAGCACUUUUAUUUCAGAGAUGAAUUCCACAAGGCAUUCAUUCCAAAUCGGUGACUUAGUUGAUGGUGUGUUUUGGACAUCUUUCGCGGAAAAAUUAGUGCCGAAGGGUUUCGACGAUGAAGACAUCACACGGUGGAGAAAAUUCCUAAAUCACACCCAAGUCUUAAAAUUGGAAGAAGGUUGUGGUCGCAUGCAAAACAGACUAAUCAUCUUGGAAGACGGAGGCAAAUCUUGCUGCCGAUACAGGCAUAACAAUGAUCAGAUUCAAGGAGAGAUCUUCUCGUUUUACCUAGGCAAGCUUUUGGGUCUCCAGAACUUAUCACCCUCUUCUUUGGCUCUAGUGGACCCAAAACAGAAGAAGUGGUCUAUUGCUGCUUCGCAAGUGGCUCUUGCUCAGUGGAGUUCGGAGAGACCAGUGGUGUUGACACAGUUCGUAGAGAGGCUGCAACCCGCUUUCAUCCCCAGACACUUCCGCGUCGAUAUGAAGCGUCGCUUGCAUCCCAUACCUGAAGACAUCUCUGGUUUGUCGGCUCAGGAAAUUGCCGAACUCGUCCAGUGGUCAGACCUAAUUGUAUUUGAUUACUUGACUGCCAACUUGGACAGAGUGGUCAAUAACUUGUACAAUGAGCGAUGGAACUCAGACAUGAUGAAGCAGCCCACUCACAAUCUAGCUAAAACCCCCGAAGGACUUCUGCUCUUCCUGGACAAUGAAUCGGGUUUAUUGCACGGAUAUAGACUUCUGGAGAAGUACGAAAAUUUCCAUAGAGCCCUGUUGGAUGGACUGUGUAUUUUCAGGAAGCACACAGUCGAUAUUGUGGGUAAACUGCAUCGUGAUAACAACGUCGAAGUUGCUCUGAAGCAAGCUUUCAUGAGCAGUGAUCCAGGUAUGUUGGACUGGCUACCGUUUUUGCCAGAAAAAAGUGUGAAAACUCUAAAAGACAGAAUAGCUCACGUUCAACAGCACGUUAGGACUUGCAAAUCAAGGUUCUCUUCAUCAGCUGUGUUUUUCCAGACCCCGGUCACUGAUCGGUAGCUCUGUGUUGGACAUAGUAAGUGUAUUUCAAAUUUCUGUUCCUUGAAACAAAACUGUGGUAACCCAUGCAUGCAAUUCUAAUUUAUUAUAUUGUUAAGACAGGCUUUAAAUAAACGGGAAUGUAAGUUCUUACAAACUUCUUCGGAAGUUUGUGAAAUUUUAAGCUGUGUACAUUUACACCCAAUUCUAUUUUUAUAUAAAAUAUUAUUUAUAUUUAAAAAGCAUCCUCCCCAAAAAAUGGAAAGAUUUAAAAUCAGCUUAUUUUAAAAAAUUAUAUACAUAUGAAUAUAUAUGUUAAUUAUACCCACAUAAACAGAGAGUAAAAAUAUAUACACAUAUAAGAUAGUAUGCUAGUGUUACUGUUAACUACUUAUGUACUAAAAGUCACAUGCACUUUAAUAAAUAUUGUAUACUAUUACUGAUACAGUAAUUAUGCACUGAAUAUUUUUUCUACUGCUAUAAUAGUAGCUGUUGCUUUGUUAUUAUU
Stegodyphus dumicola is the source of this 3214-nucleotide messenger RNA. RefSeq names its product extracellular serine/threonine protein kinase four-jointed-like. NCBI's taxonomy places the organism in Eukaryota, Metazoa, Arthropoda, Arachnida, Araneae, Eresidae. Gene Ontology annotation, biological process: cell-cell signaling. The record is from RefSeq and is a predicted model, not a curated record.